Messenger RNA from Fusarium sp. VM40, 414 nucleotides. The record is from the annotation of a GenBank genome assembly. NCBI's taxonomy places the organism in Eukaryota, Fungi, Ascomycota, Sordariomycetes, Hypocreales, Nectriaceae.
AUGACUGUCAAACUAUCUUCAGACUUCAUCGAGGCUCUCGCGCUCCUGCCCCGCGAGGUAACGUUAGCGGUUAACGACGACGUCCUCAAAAGCGCUUCGCUCGGCCCGCGCAACACAAUCAAAAUCGUCGCAGCCAUGUGGACGGUCGGCUGGUUCGUCUUCGGUCUCAUCAGUAUCAUCUGCCUCAACGGACGUAGCAAAGCCGGGCGGUGGGUGCCGGAUUGGUAUCGCGACCACCACAGCAAGGGAUGGGCCAGGCUGGGUGUGUUGGCAUGGUGGAUCUGCGUUUUUCUGUUCUGGCCCAUCAUCUGGGUGUAUGUUCUCUUUGGUGUCACGGGGAGAGCUAUUAAGAAGCGCUUUACGAAGUGGAGAGAGUCGAAGAAGGAGAAGCAGAUGGCUGAUGUUAUUGUUUGA